Molecule: messenger RNA, 4222 nt
Organism: Coregonus clupeaformis (lake whitefish)
Lineage: Eukaryota; Metazoa; Chordata; Actinopteri; Salmoniformes; Salmonidae
Product: cytochrome b5 reductase 4-like
Exons: 16
Coding region: 390-2024 (544 amino acids)
Biological process (GO): superoxide metabolic process; generation of precursor metabolites and energy
Cellular component (GO): endoplasmic reticulum
Molecular function (GO): heme binding; oxidoreductase activity
Source: RefSeq, a predicted model, not a curated record
UAUCGUGGGAAUGUAGUUUUUAACAGUCACAACUCCAAAUAGGUGUUAUUUACAUAGUCAAAUAUUGUCUUACGAACAAUGCAUUGGAAGUGUCAUUUGGUUCAGUCGAUAUCUAGCUCACCGGUUAUUUCAUACGUCUGAUAUUAUGGACAUAUUUGGGCGUUUUGUUGUGAAUCUGCUCUUCCGUGGUGCUAGCCAGUCAGGUAGCUAGCUAGUUAGCUAAAUUACUCAACCAGUGUCACUUCAGGGAAAUGUGUUUCUUGUGACACAACGGAAACAUAAUUUCACAGUGGUUCACAAACAAGAGUUGGUCCUUUAUUGUCGUGUUAAUCGAAGGCCCGUCUUAUACAGGAUUCCUCCGAAAUUUGGCCUGCUUUCGAAGAGUCGCGAUGCUGAACGUCCCAUCCCAGUCGUUCCCUGCAGCCAGCUCUCAGCAGCGUGUUGCUCCAGCCGGUCAGUCCGGCAGGAACAAGGUAGCAUUGAAGCCUGGCCACAGUCUGAUGGACUGGAUCCGUGUGGCUAAGAGUGGCCGGGAUCUGACAGGGCUGAGAGGCAGACUCAUAGACGUCACAGAGGAGGAGCUGCAGAAACACAACACACGGGACGACUGCUGGACCUGCAUACGAGGCAUGGUUUAUAAUGUGAGCCCCUACAUGGAGUACCACCCUGGAGGAGAAGAGGAACUUAUGAAGGCAGCUGGGAUAGACGGAACAGACCUUUUUGACCAGGUCCACAGGUGGGUAAACUAUGAGUCCAUGCUAAAGGAGUGUCUGGUAGGGAGGAUGGCUGUGAAGGCCAGCACUGCUCUCAAAGCUCAAUCGGUAAAAAAGGACAGCAUCACUCAUUUGAAUGGUCUAGCCCCUCCUCCUCCCCCCACCUCCAUGCUCCCUCCUGCUUUCCUCACCCCUCCCUCACCCUCCUCAGCCGCCCCGCCACCACCCCAACCCAAAGACGCCCGGCCCAGGUAUGACUGGUUUCAAACUGAUGUCACGGUCAAUAUUGUGGUUUACACCAAACGGAAGCUCCCCAGCUCUGGCUGUACCAUAGUUGACCUGCAAGAUGGUGUUCUACGGGUGGAAGUUCUUCUGGGGAAAAUGUCCUACAUGCUGUGUCAACGUCUAGCCCAAGAAGUAGAGAGAAGCGUUGCUGUCCAGACAGCCUGUGCUGUGGGGAAGAUUCAGGUCAGCAUGCGUAAAGCAGCCAAAGGAAAGUGGGAGGAGCUUGGUGAACCACUGGAAUUCCAUGAUUCUCUUUUCAGGAAGAAAGAUCGAGCGAUCUUCUACAGGGAGUGUAUGUUAGUUUCUAAGACAGAGGUCACACAUGACACAUGGGUGUUCCGGUUACAACUCCCUCUAGGGACGCUCAUGCACGUGCCUGUUGGGAAACACAUCUACCUCAAGGCCCUCAUCCAAGACAGUGAGGUGGUGAAGCCCUACACGCCGGUCGAGGAAACACUGGUACCAGCUACACAGGACUCUACACAGGGGACCGCAGCCACUGACGUCUUCCUCAUGAUCAAAGUCUACCCAGAUGGAGUGUUGACUCCACACCUAAACAACCUCAACAUCGGUGACCACCUGUCUGUCAGCAGCCCGGAUGGUCCGUUCAGUCUCCGCCUCCUGCGUGAGGUCACUCACCUCUACCUUUUAGCAGCCGGCACGGGGUUCACACCCAUGGCUCGGGUGAUCCGAUUGGCCCUCCAGGACCUGGGCUCACUCAGGAAAACCAAGCUGAUGUUCUUCAACCGACAAGAAAGAGACAUCCUGUGGCACUCUGAACUUGACAGCCUUGCUGCUAAAGAUGAGAGGUUCCAGGUGGAGUAUGUUCUGUCAGAGCCAUGUGAUGGGUGGACAGGCAGGAAGGGGCGAGUUGAGGCCUCCAUGCUGACUGACUUCCUGGUUAGGCCUGAGGGCUCAAAGGUCUUUGUGUGUGUGUGUGGCCCCUCAGCCUUCACCGAGCUGACUGUGGGGUUGGUGAGACAGUAUUGUUUCAGUGAUGAGGAGAUUCAUGCGUUCCAGGGCUGAUUAUGGAGUGUCAGACUCAGACCUGACAUAUCUCAACCUCACAGCCUGAGGUGUCAACGGGACAUUGUGUGAGAGCGACGUGUGUGUGUGAGAGAGAGAAGACACAGGGUGUGAGAGAAAAUAGAUGUUGUUAGGCCACCGGCAAAUGUGUUUUUUGGAACAAUGUCUUUCUAUGCACUGUAGACUGAACUGAUGGACCUGACUCCUGUGGUUAGCAGCGAUGCCAGAGACCCACAGAGGCUCUUUGAGGCUGGAAGGAAAGCAGCUCUGUCUCUGUCUCUCGCUCUCUGUGUGUGUGUCUGCCUCACUCUCUCUGUCUCUCUCUCUGGUGCUUUGAAACACAGAUGGACAGUCAUUCUCUCUGGUCGCUAAGGACGUGAACGCUGGGCUCUCUGAGCUGGUGAAUCACACACAAAGGAUGAAUGGCCAAUUACCCAGCAGCACUGAAACCUCAGGUCAACAUCUUCAGCUCACUGUCUGUCUCUCUCUGUACCAGAGUUCUUUGAACAGUCCUGUCCUUGUACACUCCUCUGCUCUGACCACAGAGAGAGAGGUCUGGGGUUGUUUAUGAGACGUCACUACCAUGUCUUACAACAUCUCAAUCUAUCUCCCAGUCCACUCACACCCGCUACAUUGUGAUGUUAUCUUUGCUGUCGGUCCUCCCAAAAAGCAAGACUUUGUGAGCGUUUCAUUAGCUCUGAUCAAUACAUCUUCCUUUUGUUUAAGAAGUAAUGAGAAUUUCCAACCUGCUGUUGGCAUAUUAGACAUCUUCCUACAGAGAGUUAUUAUUCUUCAGCUAGUUGCUAUGGCUGUGCUGCUGCUGUUGCCUCUGGUCUGUUCUGCAGCCUGUGGUUCUGUUUGAGAGAGACUGAUGGUUAAGCAGACCAGUCUUCAGAAUCAGUACAUUUACUCUCUCUUUCUUUCUCUCUCUCACAGGUUGAUGUUGUAGUACUCACAGUAGGUGAUGCAUACCAAUGGGAAUACAUUACGCAAUACAUUACACACCUACGUAAAUGUAUUUAAUUAAUUAAUUUAAUUAUAUUUGUAUUAAAUGUAUUUAUUUAAUUAAUUCAUGAAUACCUAAAGCCCACAGUGAUCUGAUUUAAGUGCUUGGCGUUUGAUGCAGUUAAAUUAUUCUAAAAUGCGUCAGAGAACCCUUUAUUCUCUCUCACUCUUGUGAAAUACAUGAGGUUGGUAAGACACCAACUAGAUGUGCUGCUAAGUAAUGCAGCUCACAAUCAUCCAGUUUUUUCCUUGUGGAACAUCAAACUGCCAGACAGAACUAUGUCAAUCCUGCAAAGUUUGUCUAAGCUAUGAGUGCUCACUCUGGUAAGAUGUAGCUCAUCUAUUAACCUAAUGAGAGAGGCUCUUAUCUGGACGUUUCCAGCUGCAGUCAUCCAUCUGCCUCUUUACAUGUAUCCUUUCAGACAUCAUUACUGAAUCAAUCUGGGUGAAAAUGGAACGAAAUGUCCAUAAAAUUCAAGUUGUGUUUUCAUGAAGUCUAGGAGAUGUCGUUUGGAGGAAGAGUAUUUUAUAUUGGACAUUGGUAUAUAGAAAGGAUGUCCAUGUGAUCUUCGCCUUUUUACAAUUAUGUCUCUAAUUUGUACUCUGUAGGAAGGUGGAAGGUACCAUUUAUAAACCUUACCCUGCGUGGUAUUUACUUUUUAAUAACAUGAAAGUACAUCAUGUCAUGGUACAUUUGUUCCUUUUUCACACAAAAUGAAUUGCAGCAUUUCUUACCACUGAACAUAAGUAUUUCAAAGAUCACACCUGUCAACGUAACACACAUGGCCAUGCUACGUGCAAUACUAUAACAGUUACACUUCUAUGGAUGAAGACUACUUGAUGAAAGUACCAGUUUAUUUUUGACAGGCGAAACAAUGACUGAAAUGUCUUGGGUUCUGGUUAUAAAGAAAUACAGGAGCUGAUUAUUUAGAUUGAGCUUCACUUGGUUUUGUAGCUCAUCUAAUCUUGAUCUAACCAGAUAUAUUUUAAUGCAUAUCCAGCUUUGUACAUCAUGCACAUUAUAACUUAACAUGUCAAUCAUAUGAGCUGUCCUGAAGCAAAUUAAAAGAUGCACUAAACGUUUUUGUUGUGUUAAGAUUUGGAGACCUGGUUGUAUUGUGUUCAGUUGUUUCUGGCUGAAAUGUACUACAGUAAAUUCAUUAAUUAAAUCAUUCACCUUAGGGAAGAGGCAA